This is a messenger RNA of Sphenostylis stenocarpa, 2973 nucleotides long. The record is from the annotation of a GenBank genome assembly. NCBI's taxonomy places the organism in Eukaryota, Viridiplantae, Streptophyta, Magnoliopsida, Fabales, Fabaceae.
AUGGGGAACCGGAGAUUGCUUUUUCUAUUGGGGCUACUUGCUGUUAAUUAUUUACUGUUUCAGUCAAUAUUGGUUUCAUAUGGAAGUGGAAAUGCACCAUGGUCUUCAGUGCCUCAAAAGUGUGAUAAAGUUAUAUUUCCAUCAUUGCAUUCAGCACCAAAGUAUUUCACUGUUUGGAACCCCCCAAGAGGUUCUGUUACAGGGUUUUCUAAUUUUUCUGCUUUCGCUGCUACGGUGGAAAAAGUGCCUAAUCCUAUUGUUCAAUUUGAAGUAGGGGAAGGUAAGAAAAAGGGAAUGUAUCAUGAUGAAAAGGAUGGCUUAGUCUCUGAAAGAAACAUAUCUAAUGAUAGUGUUUUUGAAAAUGGAACAGAUAGAAAUGAUGCUCGUAGUUUAUCUGAGAAGAAGGAUGUUGGAAAAGGUGACAGAUUGGACUUGGAAAGUGUUGGAUCAAAAAUCUUCAAUGCAAUUUUGGCCAAGGGAAGUAAGGUUAACUUUUCAGGGAAGCAAUUUACGAAGACUAAAAGGGGAGCCUCUAGGUUGGUAAAAGAUAAUAAUAUGGAUUCAAGGGAACAUGAUGGUGUUCGUGUUCAUACCUCACACAGUUCAACUUCCUCUACCAAUGUGACUAGUCUUGAAAAUUCUCCCCAGAAAAUUGUCUUUUCUGCCUCAGAUAACAACACUGCGAUGAUAAUUCCUAGGAAAAAGCUGAGGUGUAUGCUACCACCUAAAUCAAGAACAUUAAUUCAUGAGAUGAACCACAUUCUAGUACGUCGCCGUGCUUCUGCUCAUGCAAUGAAACCAAGGUGGUCAUCCAAACGUGACCUGGAAAUUGUUGCUACCAGGUUAGAGAUUGAGUAUGCUCCUAUAGUAACACGAGACAAUGAACUUUAUGCUCCUCUCUUUCGCAAUCUUUCUAUGUUCAAAAGGAGUUAUGAACUCAUGGAACGCACACUCAAGGUUUAUAUAUACAAGGAUGGAGAUAAACCCAUCUUUCAUCAACCUAUACUUAAGGGACUAUAUGCCUCAGAGGGUUGGUUCAUGAAAUUGAUGGAGGAAAAUAAACAUUUUGUUGUGAAGGAUCCUGCAAAGGCACAUCUGUUUUAUAUGCCAUUCAGCUCGCGUAUGUUAGAGCACUCUCUUUAUGUACGAAACUCUCAUAAUCGAACAAAUCUCCGUUGGUUUUUGAAGGAAUAUACAGACAAAAUUUCAGCAAAAUAUCCUUAUUUCAACAGAACUGGUGGUGCUGACCAUUUUCUUGUUGCUUGCCAUGAUUGGGCUCCAUAUGAAACAAGACACCAUAUGGAAUACUGCAUAAAAGCUCUCUGCAAUGCUGAUGUGACUCAAGGAUUUAAGAUAGGAAGGGAUGUUUCUCUUCCGGAAGCUUAUGUCCGAUCGGUUAGAAAUCCUCAGAGAGAUCUGGGAGGAAAGCCUCCUCACCAAAGACCCAUUCUUGCUUUCUAUGCUGGAAAUAUGCAUGGUUAUUUGCGUCCAAUAUUGCUAAAGCACUGGAAGGACAAAGAUGCUGAUAUGAAGAUAUAUGGCCCAAUGCCGCAUGGUGUUGCAAGCAAAAUGAAUUACAUCCAGCACAUGAAGAGCAGCAAGUAUUGCAUAUGCCCUAAAGGAUAUGAGGUCAACAGCCCAAGGGUUGUUGAAGCCAUAUUUUAUGAGUGUGUACCUGUGAUUAUAUCUGACAAUUUUGUUCCUCCUUUUUUUGAGGUUUUAAAUUGGGAUGCAUUCUCAAUAAUCCUCACUGAGAAAGAUAUUCCCAACUUGAAACAGAUACUUCUUUCAGUAUCACAAGAGAAGUAUCUCAAGUUGCAACUUGGGGUCAGAAAGGCUCAGAAACAUUUUUUUUGGCAUGUAAAACCCUUGAAUCUUGUGAACAAGAAAGCAGAAGCACUCCUGACAAGGGCUUCUGAAAAAGAAGAGGAAAUUUCUGAGUGUGAGAACUCGUUAGAGAAUAUACCAUCUCGUCAAUUCACUGUUCAGAAGGUGAAAACCAUGGAACCUGUGAGAGAAAAGGCUUUAACAAUAAUGAAAAAAUGCUUGAAUGCAAAUCUUGUUAAUAAUGGUAUUCUCAGAAUUAAAUCUCGUCUGGUGAAAACCUUGCGUGGUUCUUCAGAUGAUAUUGGGUGGUUGCAGCUUGCUCCUAGAAUGCCUCUAGUACAGGAUGGAACUUCAAGAUUCUUGGAAUUGCUUUCAGCCAUAAGGAAUGGAGAGCACUCGCUACCCAGUUCAUUUGUUUAUCUGUUGAUUCCAGGUCUCUUUAGCAAUCAUGGACCCUUGUAUUUUGUUGCCACUAAGAGAUUUUUUUCAAAGAUGGGCUUAGCUUGCCAUAUUGCAAAAGUUCAUAGUGAGGCAUCAGUGCAACAAAAUGCCUACGAACUGAAGCUCUACAUUGAGGAGAUUUACUGGGGAUUUGGCAAGCCUAUCAUGAUAUUGGGACACAGUAAGGGUGGUAUUGCUGCUGCAGCUGCAUUAUCUAUUUAUUGGUCUGACCUGAAGAACAAAGUUGCUGGUUUGGCCCUGGUACAGAGUCCAUAUGGUGGUACUCCUAUUGCUUCUGAUAUCCUCCGUGAUGACCAGAUUGCUGACAAAGAAACCCGGAAGAUCUUGGAACUUAUAAUAUGCAAAAUGAUUAAGGGUGAUAUGAUGGCUUUGGAGGAUCUCACAUACGACAAGACAAAGGAGUUUAUCAUGAAACACAACCUCCCCUUAGAUAUUCCUCUGAUCUCCUUCCAUUCUGAAGCAAGCAUUGCCCCUGGACACCAGAUUCCUGUAAUGAUUCCUAUAUCUGCUGCCAUGGCUGUUUGUGCUCUCCACCUGUGGCUCAGAUACGGAGAAAAGAGUGAUGGCCUUGUGACAUGCCGUGAUGCUGAAGUUCCGGGAUCAGUUGUUAUGGAGUACGUGGCUGAGGGGUUUAGGACAGUAUUUCUUGGGCCAAAGUGGAUCAUUGAGUGCUUUACACCAUGA